Molecule: messenger RNA, 3348 nt
Organism: Pisolithus orientalis
Lineage: Eukaryota; Fungi; Basidiomycota; Agaricomycetes; Boletales; Pisolithaceae
Product: vacuolar protein sorting-associated protein 35
Exons: 11
Coding region: 95-2935 (946 amino acids)
Biological process (GO): retrograde transport, endosome to Golgi; intracellular protein transport
Cellular component (GO): retromer, cargo-selective complex; late endosome; retromer complex
Source: RefSeq, a predicted model, not a curated record
CAAAUUGUCAAGGGUCCUACUGACAGACCCAAGUGACGAGUAGCCAUCGGCGCUGUGGAGACUUGCUCACCGUUGGAGCUCGUCGCGACUCAGAAUGGCGACCACGCCGACGACGCAGGUUCCUGAAGAGGGAAAGCUCCUUAGUGAAAGUCUCAGCACCGUCAAGUUGCAGGCGGCUCAGAUGAGGAGGCAUCUGGAUAAUGACGACAUCAUGGAUGCAUUGAAGAGUGCCAGCCUAAUGCUCGCCGAACUGCGAACCUCCUCCCUCUCUCCAAAGCAAUAUUAUGAACUCUAUAUGGCUGUCUUUGAUUCUCUUCGUCAUCUCUCAAACUAUCUAUACGAUGCACACACCCAAGGCCGACAUCAUCUCGCUGACCUGUACGAGUUGGUUCAAUACGCCGGCAACAUAGUACCUCGGCUCUAUCUCAUGAUUACCGUCGGCUCCGUUUACAUGUCUAUCCCCGAAGCACCUGUUAAGGACAUCAUGAAGGACAUGAUAGAAAUGUGCAGAGGCGUAUUAAACCCGGUCAGAGGGCUCUUUCUCAGGCACUAUCUCAGCGGUCAGACGAGGGGUUACCUUCCAGUCGGGGAUGACCAGGGACCCUGUGGAAACUUGCAAGAUUCCAUAUCCUUCGUCCUCACGAAUUUCAUCGAAAUGAACAAGCUAUGGGUCCGGCUUCAACAUCAAGGUCAUUCCCGAGAUCGCGAGAAGCGUGAAAUGGAACGACGCGAUUUGCGAAUACUCGUCGGGACGAAUCUUGUUCGCUUAUCUCAACUCGAUGGUGUGGACCUUGACAUGUACCAAAGAUCCAUUCUUCCCGCUAUUCUGGAACAAGUGGUCAACUGCAAGGAUGUCAUCGCCCAGGAAUAUCUGAUGGAGGUCGUCAUACAGGUCUUCACAGAUGAGUUCCACCUGCAUUCGCUCGGUCCUUUCCUAUCAGCGACUGCUCAGCUUCAUCCAAAGGUGAACAUCAAGUUGAUAGUGAUUGCUCUCAUCGAUCGUCUUGCCGCCUAUGCUGCACGUGAAGCGGAGAAUGAAGAUCCCGAGGAAACCAAGAGGCAGGAAGAAGGUGCUGCACGACGACUUGCGGAGAAGGUCAGAGUAGCGCGCGAGCAGGCAAGUGCACCUCGGGUAGAACAAGUGUCGCAGGACGGUGCAGAUACCUGGCAAGACCAUGCCGUUCAGGCUGCAAAAGAAGAUGCGGUAAAUAGUGUAGUGGGCGAGAAGGUGAAUGGCAUGCCCGAUGAGAGUAAGGAAGGGAAGGGCAAGGACAAGGAGGGCGCUCCUGCGCACAAAUUCAGGGGUAUACCAGAAAACGUCCAACUGUUCGAAGUAUUUUGGAAGCAAGUCGUCGAGCUUAUCAAGGCAAGACCGGAUCUUUCCAUACAGGAUAUCACGGCGUUGUUCGUAUCAUUAACGAACCUCUCGCUAAGUUGCUAUCCCGACAGGCUGGAAUACGUGGACCAAAUUCUUGGCUUCACACACGAGAAGAUCAAGGAGUUUUCAAAAAGCCCUGACCUUCACGCUCCUCAGACAGCUGCCAACCUUGCUGCUCUUCUCGUUGCUCCUAUCAACUCCUACCAAUCCGUUCUCACUCUGCUUGCUAUCCCACGUUACGUUCCCCUCCUGACUCAACAGCUAUUCUCUACUCGCCGUUCCAUCGCGCACUCUGUCGUUUCCAGCGUGCUCAAAAAUGAGACACUCAUCGAGACUCCGCGUGAUGUGGAUGGUGUGCUUGACUUGUGCCACGUAUUGAUCAAGGACCAGAAUGAUGCAAUGCCCGCACAGGGCCUUGGCGCAGUUAAAGAGGCACGACGACAGGGACCACAGUUCGCGGGGGGAGAGGAUCUCGCUGAGGAGCAAGGUUGGGUCGCACGUAUGGUGCAUUUGUUCAGAGCAGAGUCGCUGGAUACACAAUUUGAUUUGUUGCAGACGGCGCGCAGGCACUUCGAGGCAGGUGGCGAGCGGAUGCGCUACACCUUCCCUGCUCUCAUCACGUCGAGCAUUAAGCUCUGUCGUCGGUAUAAGAAUCGGGAGCAUCUGGAGGAGGAUUGGCAAUCCAAAGUAACGACCAUCCUCAAAUUCGUGCGACAGUGUACUUCUAUCCUUGCUACACAAGUCGAUGCUCCCGCGCUCGCACUACGACUCUUCCUGCUCGCUGCUCAAAUCGCAUCCGAGUGCGGACCCGAAUUCGCUGAUCUUGCGUAUGAUUUCUACGUGCAAGCCUUCUCCGUUUACGAGGACUCGAUUUCGGAAUCUCGUGCUCAGCUUGCAGCGAUUACGCUUAUCAUCGGCACGUUACAGACGUCCCGAGUGUUCGAGGUGGACGCAUACGAUACAUUGAUAACGAAAGCUGCCUUGCAUGGUGCAAAGUUGUUGAAGAAACCGCAUCAGGCUAUCGCUGUUCAUGCGGCUAGUCAUCUAUGGUGGCAGGAGCCGCCAGCAGAAGGCGAUGGCGAUGGUGAAGGUGACGGCGCGCGGACAGACGACGAAAAGAGCAGUAGUCCCAAGGAAAAAGAAGCCGGAGCGUUCCCUCAUCAAGACAGCAAACGUGUACUUGAGUGCCUGCAGAAAGCGUUGCGUAUAGCCAACUCUGCAACAGAGGAGAUCGUGACGGUACAGCUGUACUGUGAGACUCUAGACAAAUACCUAUACUACUUCGAUCGCGGUGCACCCGCGAUCGCUCCCAAGUACAUCGUAUCGCUCGUCGAACUCAUUGCGUCAUCAAUCGACGCGAUCUCCUCACCUGCAUUCUCGACUUCAUACCUGCACCCUUCGCAGAGAAUCGAAGGCGUUGCCUCGCCCGAAAUGAUAACGCGACACUUCCAGAAUACGUUAUCCUAUAUUCAUGCGAAGAAGACGUCCGAGAAUCCGGGUCGGUACGACGAAGUUGAAAUCGUUGGCGCGUUCCUGAAGAUGGGCAUCACGCGGUAGCGUAUACCCCAGAACUGUUGCCCUCACCGGUUGUUCCGUCGAUGGCAAGGGAUGGAGGAGCCCUGAGGGACUCGUAGGAUGUGAUAUGCUCCCGAGUUGUGAUAUGACGUAUCGAGGAUGGUUCCUUAACGCCUUCCUGUUGUUGCUAUUAAGAUUCUGGCUAUAUGCUUGUAUGCGUGUCCUGGUUUGGACACGGGCAUAUGAUUUGUACAGAAUACCCUCUACCCUCUUAUUUACUUGCGUACAUACUUCUGAAGCUCGAAGAUUUGAAUUGAAUUGAGUGUGUGGGUUGACGGACUUGAUUACAAUUGGAAUCAUUGAGAUCUUCGAAAUAAAUGAAAAUGCAGCUCCAUAGAUUGUCGGAUAAGUGACCACGUCAUUAAAUUUAGGGUGGUAGAAGACCUGUGUGAGGG